Molecule: messenger RNA, 414 nt
Organism: Morchella sextelata
Lineage: Eukaryota; Fungi; Ascomycota; Pezizomycetes; Pezizales; Morchellaceae
Exons: 4
Coding region: 1-414 (137 amino acids)
Source: RefSeq, a predicted model, not a curated record
AUGGGAUAUACAUAUGUAGUAUUGACCGCCCCGUGGCCUUCAAUAUUGAUUCUGGACACCAUCUUGACACAUGGCUUUGAGUGUUUGACUAGAGAACCUCAAAAUUGCGUCACUGCCAGAGCGUUGAAUUACAAAGGCAAUCGCUCUGAACGUCCCGAAAUCGCCGAUUACGAUUCGUCUCGUUACAUAACUCGAAAUGGGCCUGAGAGUAUUCGUGUGAGAAUACACGUGGGCAUCAGGCUUGUUAUUGUCACCCUCAUGCGGUGUGUAAUGGUAUCAGCAGGUGGUGGUUCUGCAGUUGUCUGUGGGCCAGUUUGGGACUCUCAGCUUGAUGAUAUCCUACUGGAAUUGAUUGUACUACGUAAUGUCAAAAAUUCACUUUGUACCAAGUCUGCAAAAAGUAUCAUGAAUUAG